ACGGUGGUGGAAGUGAGACGUAACCUUUGCAUUCCUACUUUUUUGUCAAACGCUUAAGUUUAAACUUCAGCCUAGUAAUAUGGCUGGAAAUUCCGACUCGGCUGACCUUAUAGACCCUGGAGCGCGGGCUGAAAAGCCUCCAGAAGAACAAAUGCCAACGGAUUCCCAAAUCCAACAAUUCUGUGAGGAAGAGUUCACAAUUACUGAUGAUUCAACUCGAGCAACAAAGAGCUCAUCAUUACUAUGCAAUGCUGGAACUGGAAGGAAACGCAAAGGCCCCACGCAUUCUAGUGAGGGAAGUGACCAAAGUUUGCCCAAUGGGAGCAGCUUACACAAGCGCCCAAAUAUUCAGAGAAGGUAUUCUAAACCAGCUGAAAAAACUGUAAAUCAGGAAGAUCAAACUUGCACCCAGGAAAAUGGAAACAAAGCAGAUGAUGCCAACAUUAGAGUAAUACUUAUCCGACCAGCAAAUGAAGAUGCAAAAAAGAUGUUGACUUCUCCUGAACAGCUAUGCCUAGCUUUUGAAGCACCACCAUUCAAAGCCCUGAAUAUCGCAGAUAUUAGAGUGAACCGUCGUAAAGGAGUCGUUGCUGUUGAACUAGAAGAAUUUGAUGAAGCAACUAUCAAUUCAUUGCUGCAGUUGACUCAACUAGGUAAUUGGCCAGUGACAUGUACCCAGCCUAAUAGGGGUAAAUUUACAUAUGGAGUCAUUGGUCCUAUUGACAUUCAAUCUGAUGUUAGCACUCUUGAAAGGAGAGUAGAUACUUGUGGUACAAGUAAACUUGUGAAGUUAGAGAGGCUAAGCAGAAUAGUGGAAGGGGAAAGAGUACCAUCUACCUCAGUUCGUGUUGUGUUUGAGGGACAUAAUCUGCCAAAAAGAAUCAAGAUUGGCUACCUAUCCUAUUCAGUUCGUGCCUAUGAAUUCUCCCCACCGCAGUGCUAUAACUGCCAAAGAUUGGGGCAUUCUGCAAGUGGAUGCACGUCCAAGAUGAGAUGCCUCGUCUGCUCUGGAGAACAUCACUAUAGCACAUGCACAAGUAGAGCCCCCAAGUGUGCUAACUGCAAUGGACCUCACAAAGCUAACUUUCCGGAUUGUCCGCGGGCUCCAAGGCGUACGGAACGGGACAGAAAAGACUCCUCCAAGG
This is a messenger RNA of Hyalella azteca, 1145 nucleotides long. RefSeq lists its product as uncharacterized. Lineage: Eukaryota; Metazoa; Arthropoda; Malacostraca; Amphipoda; Hyalellidae. The record is from RefSeq and is a predicted model, not a curated record. Gene Ontology annotation, molecular function: zinc ion binding; nucleic acid binding.